Anguilla anguilla (European eel) is the source of this 2618-nucleotide messenger RNA. RefSeq names its product solute carrier family 22 member 7-like. The transcript has 10 exons. The record is from RefSeq and is a predicted model, not a curated record. Lineage: Eukaryota; Metazoa; Chordata; Actinopteri; Anguilliformes; Anguillidae. Gene Ontology annotation, biological process: transmembrane transport. Gene Ontology annotation, molecular function: transmembrane transporter activity. Gene Ontology annotation, cellular component: membrane. Bases 312 to 1973 code for a protein of 553 amino acids.
GAAGGAGAGGUUGGUUAAAAAUAAGCCACUUGUAUCUCAUCCCAGAAAACAAUUUGGCGUGUUGUAUAGUCCAUUCGGACCGACCUUUAAGUGUGAGAACAUCAGUGUACCUGUUUUUUAAGAAAGGCCAACGGACAACCAGAGAGGGGAAUUGAUUCUACAAACUAUCGUCAUCUGCAGUAAUCAGUUUUUACUCUACAUGGGCCAUGAAGUGCUUAAACUGAACAGAAACCCGAGCUUGGACUACUAUAGUUGUUUGUCUGACUAUUGUUUGCCGUCCUGCUUCUCCGAUCAAAUAAACUUUGACGAAAAUGAAGUUUGAACAUGUGCUGGCUGAAACCGAUGGCUUUGGCAGGUUUCAGAUUAUGAUCAUGAGCAUCACCUUCCUGGCACGGUUUACGCUACCGUGUCACUUCUUAGUUAAUAACUUCAUGGCGGCCGUGCCGGAUCACCGCUGCCACAUCCGCGGUCUGGACGACGGGGACGCCUUCGCGAAUCUGACCCUGGAUCAGCGGCUGACCGUCAGCAUUCCAACGCAGGAAGACGGGACUCUGAGCUCCUGUAGGAUGUUCAGAGAGCCUCAGUUCCACCUGCUGCACAACUCUUCCAACGCUACUGAGAUACCUGCAGUCCCAUGUCUGUACGGAUGGGUGUAUGACAACACCACUUUUUCAACAACUUUAGCGACGGAGUGGGACCUGGUUUGUGACUACAUAAGCCUUAAUAAAGCAACUGCCACCAUUUUCUUUGUGGGAGUGAUGAUGGGUGCAUUGGUGUUUGGCAGCCUGAGUGACAGGUAUGGCAGGAAGUCGAUGCUGCUGGUGUCCUACGUGGCCGGGAUGGUGUUUGGGCUGGCCAGCGCCUUCUCCUCCUCCUUCCUCAUGUUCGCCAUCAUGAGGUUUCUCACUGGAUUCGGGAUCACUGGGAUCAGCAUUAUUUCCACCGUCCUCAGUUUGGAGUGGGUUGACAUUGAGCACAGGAGGCUGGUCGGCCUCAUUGACAGUUUUGCCUGGACCUUCGGCAACCUGAUGCUGUCCUGGAUGGCCUACCUGGUGAAUGACUGGCGGUGGCUGGUUGUCACGAUCACCUCCCCUCUGGCUUUCGCCAUACUGUCAUGGAGGUGGAUCCCAGAGUCUGCAAGGUGGCUGAUUGCAAAUGGACAGGUGGACCGGGCUCACUCUUACCUGCAGAAGUGCGCCAAGAUGAACAGGAGAGAGAGCUUUUCUGAGAAAAUCAAACCAGAGACACUGUCCAAUAUAGUUGUGUUGGAAAAAGGACAGAAGACCUACACCUAUUUGGAUCUGGUGAGAACCCCCAAGAUGAGGAGGAUGGCUCUGCUAACUGGAAUUAUAUGGUAUGGAAUUGCCUUCACAUAUUAUGGCAUCAGCUUCAACAUCACAGGGUUUGGGAUGAACAUCUAUUUAACCCAGUUUGCAUAUGCCACCAUAGAGGUCCCCUCCAAACUGACAGUGUAUUACUUACUGGAUAAAAUCGGCCGGAGGAGCGUGGAGGUGGGGGCUCUGCUCGGUGCGGGGGUCUGUCUGGCGAUAAACACGUUCGUCCCCAGAGACAUGGCACUGUGGCGCUCCGUCAUUGCCAUCAUUGGCAAAGGCUGUUCCUCAGCCUCCUUCACCACCAUCUUCCUGUUCACGUCCGAGCUCUACCCCACCGUGGUCAGACAGAACAGUUUGGGUUACAAUUCGUUUAUGGCCCGGGUAGGCGUGGCCGUUGCUCCACUGGUGAUCCUAUUGGAUGCUGUGUGGCGGCCCCUCCCCCAGAUUAUUAUGUGUGCGGCGGCCGUUACCGCUGGGCUGCUGGCGAGACUACUUCCUGAAACUAAGGGCCAGAGACUGCCAGAGACCAUAGAAGAUGUGGAACAAACCAGAAACAAGCUUGUUAGCCUGCCGAUCCAGGAACAACCCGACAUUCCCAUGGAACCCCUAAUGAAUGAUAAGAUUGAAAAGGGAACAUAAAAUACUUUUGACUCAAAAAUGGUUUUGCUAAGCAUAUAUGCAGUACUGUGUAGAUCUGAAUUCAGGUAAUCAAAAUGCAGUUGUGACCAUAUUAAUAAUAUAUUAAUGAUGUUAUUCCUUCAAAGAUUUACACUGUAACACACUGGUCACACUGCUUGAUUUUUGUGCUUGAUUUUUGCUUUUAAUUCGGUGUUGAUCGUUGCUUAAUAUUGUUUGCAACAAUCCAAAAAGCAAAUGUUGCGUGCAAGACUGUGUUUAUAUUCAACAAGUUGUUUAUUACGCAGUUUUGUCAAUAUACGUUAUGGGGGGAAAACUACAGCAGGUUGAAUGAAUUGUCUUUUGUACAUUGCUAAAACUCCAAACAAACAAUACAAUCCAAGAUAUUCAUAAUACAGAAAGAUGCAAUACGGCGCAGUUUGAACAUAAGCAAAUAUACAAGGUCUGUAGAAUACAGCAUGUGUUACUGUUCCCUACCAAUACAAUUUCUUACUGUGUUUAUGAAAACAUAUUUAAGUACACAUUUCAGUCUGACUUUGAGCUAUUCAUAUUUGGCAAGGAUACAUAAUAUGGUGCUUUCCAGUGAUAUUUAAAACCAUGCACUGAUACCGAUGAAAAUAAUAAAGUGUGUUACAGAUAAAGUCCUCA